Molecule: messenger RNA, 605 nt
Organism: Cajanus cajan (pigeon pea)
Lineage: Eukaryota; Viridiplantae; Streptophyta; Magnoliopsida; Fabales; Fabaceae
Product: indole-3-acetic acid-induced protein ARG2
Biological process (GO): response to stress
Cellular component (GO): mitochondrion
Source: RefSeq, a predicted model, not a curated record
CUUCUCUCUAUAUAUAAUCACCCUAUCUCUUCUCAAAUUAAAACACACUCUGGCCAGCUUAUUUUUUUGAUUUGUUACAUAAAUUCUUUUCAAACAAGUAAGCUUUCCCCAGUUGAACCCAAUUUAAUCACAAAUGGCUCGUUCUUUCACCAACUCCAAGGUUUUCUCUGCUCUCAUCCUAGAUAGAUUCUCUCAGGCUCUCUCCAGACGCGGGUAUUCGGUAGCAACAAGGGGAGGAGUGGGUUCCAUGAGCAGAAGCAGCAAGAUGACAUCCAAGCCAGGGGAAGAGAAAGGAACAUCGACAUACAAGGUUUCGUGGGUGCCAGAUCCUGUUACUGGUUACUACAAACCCGAGAACAUUGAGGAGAUUGACGUUGCUGAUUUGCGCUCUGCGCUUUUGCCCAAAAACUUUAACAACUAAAUUCAACUAAUUUAUGAAUUUUUGUAUCCAUUUAAUUAAUUAAAAGAAAUAUGGGUCUCUGACCUCUGUUGAGCUUUUGAGAUGUCUAUGGCUUAACGAAACAUUGGUGUUGAAAGCUUAUACGUUUGCUUUAGUUUACAAGUCUAUUAGCAGCUAAUCAGAAUUGUCAUGCCUUCUAAUCUUA